This is a messenger RNA of Manihot esculenta (cassava), 559 nucleotides long. RefSeq names its product protein kish-like. NCBI's taxonomy places the organism in Eukaryota, Viridiplantae, Streptophyta, Magnoliopsida, Malpighiales, Euphorbiaceae. The transcript has 5 exons. The record is from RefSeq and is a predicted model, not a curated record. Gene Ontology annotation, biological process: protein secretion; intracellular transport. The coding region runs from base 159 to 371 and encodes 70 amino acids.
CGUUUUUACUUUCCAAUGCAUUCGCUUGUUGGCGUCGCAGCAGAAAAAGCAGUUCGCUUUUUUCAGCUUCUAUAUGAGCGCCGGCGAAGCCUGGAUCCAAAGUCUGGUAGUUUUCCCUGAUUUGAAGGAGGAACAACUAUCGCUUUGAGGAUCAAGCCAUGUCAGCGCUCUUCAAUUUUCAUUCGUUUCUUACGGUUGUGCUAUUGGGAAUUUGUACAUGCACUUUUGUGAAGAUGCACUUUCCAGCGAUCCUGGAACAGAGAACAGGGUUUCGUGGGUUUUUCUGGAAAGCAGCCAGAAUAGGUGAGCGGUUGAGCCCCUGGGUGGCUGUAGGGUGCUUCACGAUGGGUGUGUCUAUAAUAUUUUUCUGAGGAAGAAAAAUCUUAUGUGUAUUUGAAGUAAGCCCCGUCCCUUUUGCUCAUAUGGUAAAUACGCCACCCACUGGAAUUUGUUGUCAUCAAUCAUUUCUGUGAUGACAAGUGUAUUAAUAACCUUUUCCAUUGUCAUAUUAUGAACUUGUUUCAAGGCAUUUUUUGGCAAAUAUAUUUGUUGUUGACUA